CGAAGGCAACGGGCAGGACGUCAACGAAAUGGAGGAAAAAGGUUUUAUGCCAGAAGUCUUUAGAAUGUCAUCAUAUAUUAAGAAACUAUGGAGGACUAAGACAGCACUUAUACUUAGUUCAUUUUUUGGAGUACCAUUUGUGCUUCCAUCAGGAUCACGGUCAGGAUUUAUAUUGAUGGAUGAAGCGUAUCCAUAUUCUACAGAUAAGGAGGAAAAGAGGCCAGAAAGAGGGACGGAAAAGAUGGAGGAAUGUUUUAAUAUGGAUAAAGAGUCGUAUUUUGAAAGAUCUAUAUUUUAUGAUCCGGUAUUUGAAUUUAUUUUUCCAGUAUGGGAGUUUUAUACGAUACCGACGAUAUUUGGAUGGUUUUUUAGAGAGCGUGGGAGAAUGGAUAGGAAUGAGAGGGAAAAGAAGAAUAUUGAAAGGUAUAAGGAUUAUUUUUGGAGGCCGAGACUUUUUCAGAAUGAAAAUUGGAAAGAUGUAUUUGAAACGUUUGAAGAUUUACGAUGGAGAGAAAAGGAUAAAGAAAUUUUUGAAAAUGAGAAAGAAUAUAAUAAAGGAGAAGAAAAGGAAUUAAAUGAAUCGUCUAAGAAAGUGAUAUCUAAGAUUUCAAAAAAAAUGUUACGUACAUUUGGAGAUGGAUCGUAUGAGACAAUUGAAGUUAUUAAGCGAUGCUUUGAUGAUGGUACGUGUGAAACGACGAAAUAUACGGAUUCGUCGAAUGGUAAAAUGGAAAAGAAAAGAGAAAUAAUGGAUAAUGAAGUAGUUGAAUCAUCCGCAUCUAAAUAUACGCAAGAAAGUGCAUUUAAUUCUUCUAUGAAUAACGAUGUUUAAAAAAUAAUGAUGUUUAAAACAUAAAUAAUUUUUAC
Messenger RNA from Pneumocystis carinii B80, 867 nucleotides. RefSeq lists its product as hypothetical. The record is from RefSeq and is a predicted model, not a curated record. NCBI's taxonomy places the organism in Eukaryota, Fungi, Ascomycota, Pneumocystomycetes, Pneumocystales, Pneumocystaceae. The transcript is spliced from 3 exons. Bases 29 to 832 code for a protein of 267 amino acids.